AUGUUCAAGGAUGUUCGUAAUAAUGAGGCAAUGCGACCGAUGUCGAUGUCCAGACGGAUUCACUGGCCAGUUUUGCGAGCAAGUAAUGCCCGGCUAUGGAGCAGUAUGUGGAGGAAGGUUGCAGGUAACCAAAACUUGAAAUACUUAUCCGGCGGUAAUCAUGCUUCGGUCAACAGUGGAUGGACGAGGUUUAGCAGUCCAGGAUAUCCACGGGAGUUCAAGGAGGGGCAAGAAUGCUCUUGGUUAUUGGUAGCUCCACAGGGACAAGUAGUUGAGAUGCAGUUUAUUGGAGAGUUUGAAAUGUAUUGUAAGCUUUUGAGUUUUAUCACAAAACGUCAUUUGUGGAACAUCCGCCCCUUUCUCCGCCCAUUUUUGGCGUUCGGCAUUCAUUAUGCAUGGAUUAUGUCGAACUUCUAUCGCGGCGGUCGCGGUUUCGAGGCACGAGCCCGUGCGCUACCAGCGAACGGUCAGUGGGCGCCAUGGACCCCGUGGACACCUUGCACAGCUAGUUGUGGUGCAUGCGGCUCACGAAUGCGGACACGUAUCUGCCCUUAUGGAGCAUGCGCGUAUGUAUUUUGCACAUUCACGUUUUUCCCCCUUGUCAGCACUUGUUCAAUCACGUCAACUGGAUAUUUGUGUAAUUGCACACCUAGCACUAAAAGUGCAAACUUAGCUCUGGAAACUCUGGAAUUCCGGCUUUUUGGUAAUUCGGGUGUGUAG
Molecule: messenger RNA, 720 nt
Organism: Cylicostephanus goldi
Lineage: Eukaryota; Metazoa; Nematoda; Chromadorea; Rhabditida; Strongylidae
Source: the annotation of a GenBank genome assembly